Messenger RNA from Fusarium pseudograminearum CS3096, 234 nucleotides. RefSeq lists its product as uncharacterized. Bases 1 to 234 code for a protein of 77 amino acids. The transcript has 2 exons. The record is from RefSeq and is a predicted model, not a curated record. NCBI's taxonomy places the organism in Eukaryota, Fungi, Ascomycota, Sordariomycetes, Hypocreales, Nectriaceae.
AUGGGCUGUUACCAUGUCAGACGGAAGUCUCUAUUGAUUCCCAAAAAGGACGGAAAGUCCAUGCUCGUUGCGGGCGUAUUGAAGGCUGAAGUGUGGUCACCAUGCGAUCGGCUGGGGUCAAGGAGGAGAGGAUGUCCAAUGCCCCACGAGAUUGGCUCUGGCAAGGCAAAAGGUUCCUUGAACGAUGAUCGACCGAUAGAUGAUGAGAUAAACCGCCAAGAAACGCAGAAGUGA